Pichia membranifaciens NRRL Y-2026 is the source of this 2851-nucleotide messenger RNA. RefSeq lists its product as hypothetical. The transcript has a single exon. Gene Ontology annotation, biological process: fungal-type cell wall biogenesis; transmembrane transport. The record is from RefSeq and is a predicted model, not a curated record. NCBI's taxonomy places the organism in Eukaryota, Fungi, Ascomycota, Pichiomycetes, Pichiales, Pichiaceae. Bases 323 to 2500 code for a protein of 725 amino acids.
GGAUCAGAGACCGUCUCUGCCCCCACAGUAGAGCCCCCAGCUGUACGCACACGCACUCCCUCAUCUUUCUCUGUCCACCAAAGCUUCAUCUUGGGCACGUCAUCGCUUCAGCACGACCGGACUCUGUGUUUGUCACCUGCUGGUCACCGUGAGUCUCUUGCUCUUCUGUGCACAUUUCGACACCGAUCGCCAUCUCCGUGCUAGCCAGGUCCACCGCUCAGACGUCCGCCACGCACUCCACCCACGCACUCUCCCAGACUAGAGAAGGAAAGGAGACCAGAAAACAAGUCCACAGAGCCCAGCAACCCAGCCUCAACACAUCAUGGUGGUGAUACGCUUCCUCCUCUCGCUCGUGCUGCUCCUGCAGCUGCACAGCGCCGACGCUUACAAGUUCCUCAGGUCGAACUCGCUCUUGACGUGCAUGGAAAGCUCCCAGUUCACCUCGACCUUCUUCGACGUGUACUACUACCCCCACAACUCCACAGCCGUCUUCUACAUCGAUGGCUCGUCGUCCAUCUCGGGCAAAAUCAAGGCGGAAUUCUCGUUGGUCGUGUACGGCCUCAACGUGUACCAGGACUCGAUCGACCUCUGCACCCUCGGGUACAAAACCAUCUGCCCCAUCAGCUCGGGCCACAUCGACGUCCAGGGCACCUACGCGGUCGAAACAGACCUCACCAGCAAGAUCCCCAGCGUCGCCUACACCAUCCCAGAUAUCGACGCUUACGUGAAGGUCUUGGUCUACUCCACAGACGACAACAACAACACCAGUCCCUUGGCCUGCCUCAAAGCUGUCGUCACGAACGGCAAAACAGUCCAGACAAGAUACGCCGGCUGGCCCAUCGCCUGUGUCUCCGGCUUUGGCUUGGUAGUCUCCUCCGUCGUGUCCAUCCUGGGCCACUCCGCGACAGCCUCCCACAUCGCCUCGAAUGCCGUCUCCUUGUUCAUCUAUUUUCAAAACUUGGCCAUUAUGGCCAUGAUGGGGGUGGCUAGGGUCCCUCCCAUCGCAGCCUCCUGGGCUCAGAACUUCAUGUGGUCCUUGGGCAUCAUCAAUGCCGACUUCAUGCAGGACAUCAUCUACUGGUACGUCCAGUCAACAGGCGGUGACGUCACUGCCGUCUUGACCAACAAGGACAUCAUCUCCAUCUCGAUCCAGAAGGCGAAGAGUUUGCUUUUCAAAAGAGAGAUCUCCGCUGCCCCGGCCUCCGAUGACUAUAUCAACGACUCCAGUAUGUACUACACAGAUGAGUACAACCUCUCGUCAAAAACUUUGGUUUUAAGAGGUAUCCAAAGAGUAGCAUAUUUGUCAGACAUAGAAAUCUCAAAUAUCUUCAUGACCGGUGUGAUCUUCUUCCUUUUCGUCGGAUUUGUGUUGGUUUUCUUGAUCUCAGUUUUCAGAGGCUUCUGCGAAAUUCUCAUUAGAUCAGGUGCAAUCAAAGAACACAGAUUUGCCUACUUUAGAACAAACUGGAGCUUGGUCAUCAAAGGUUCUGUCUACAGGUACGUUGAUAUUACCUUUUCAACCAUCGUCCUAUUAUGCAUUUGGGAGUUCACUCAGAACAACUCAAGGGGUUGUUUAGCGUUCGCCAUUAUCAUAUUUGCGGUCUUCAUGAUCCUCAUGGGCGUAGGAACAAUUAGGAUCAUCAUGGAAGGAUUAAAAUCGGUCAGCCAAUUCAAAAACCCAGCUUAUUUGCUAUACGGUAAUGAGAAAUUUUAUUUCAAAUACGGUUUCCUAUACUCCCAAUAUUUGGCAAAGAGAUACUAUUGGGUCGGUAUUCAUCUUUUCUACUUGUUCAUCCGUGCCCUAUUAAUUGCUGUCCUACAAGAGAAGGGGAAAGUUUGUGCAUGUCUUAUUUUCGCAAUUGAAAUCAUCCAUACUGUUGUUAUCAUCUAUUUCCGUCCGUACAUGGACAAACGUACCAACGUUUUCAACAUCUUGAUUGCUGUAAUCAACUUGAUCAACUCAGUUUUCUUUCUGUUCUAUUCCAAUGUGUUUCGUCAACCUGAGGUCGUAUCCUCUGUUGCGGCUGUGGUUUACUUUGUUCUCAAUGCAAUUUUUGCCUUGGUGUUGUUAAUCUUCACCAUCGUCACUUGUACUAUUUCAUUGAUCCACAAAAACCCUGACGUUCAAUAUGAACAAGUCAAGGAUGAUCGUGCUGCCUUCAUGCCUAAUGAAAACAUGGCUUCCCAGAACGAAGAAAUGGAACUUGCAGCGCUUGGUGCUACUGCCAUGCAAGGUCAAGACAGAAAUUCAUACAUUUUUGGCUCGAAUAACGAAAAGCCAAGAUUGAGCCCCUACGGAAUCGAUAACACCGACAGCAAAGCACAUCUUGAACCUUAUGAUCCAGACUAUAGCAAUGACAGUGGAUUAGAGGAAACGAAACCAAAUAAAUUGAAUCCAUUUGCAAACACCGAAGACACCAUUUCGGUCUCAUCGAAUCACGGAAGUUCUUCGUACGAUGUUGAGAACCCUUUCAACAAUAAAGCCAGGUAUCAUCUAUGAUAAGUGUGACUUCUGCUUCACAAUCUUCUUUCUUAUCGUCAAUUUUCAAUCAAAUUCUUUACUACAACCAUAUAUUUCUCUUUAUCACUUCUCUAUUUAUACGCCUAUUUUGGAUACUAUUCUAUUCACGAUAUCUUGUUGAUAAGUUAUUAAGUUUUCCACGCAUCUGAUCUGUUUUUAAUUUAGUAUCUCCUGUUUUAUGUACAAUUUUUUUCCGCCAUUCUUUUCUCAAUACGUACACUACUCUUUUUUGUUCAAUAAAAAACACAGCAUCAUGCAUUAUGCGCUUUUCAUUUUUUUUUUGACUUUCAGUGGCGCGUGGUAAUACGAUAGGUUUCAAAAAUAUCAGAA